AUGAGUAACGCUAACGCAAAACCCACCGACAGCACGUUCUGUCAGAUAAUGAAACCGAUUUACUACAUGUCCAAGGUGGCCGGUCUGUGGCCGCAAUCGUUUCUACGCAAAUCGCCCGGCGUAACUGUGCUCGAUAUUGCGUACCUGAUGUUCCUGUACGUUGUGGCUUUCUUUUGCAUACUCGUUAAUACCAACGCGAAGCUGUGGGACUACUACAUGAAACCGUUCGAGUCGGACAUCUUGCGGUACGGUCUGCAAACGCACCUACUGAACGGAUUGAAUCUUACUGUCCUUAUUAGCACGAUCAAUGUGAUACAGUACAAGCGCAAAUGGGAGUACAUGGAGCUGUUGGACAACGUUACGAAGGUGAUUGAACAGGAGUUUCACGUUAAAUAUCCUGUCCGGGUGGUACAAAAGUUCAUAGCGCUCAUAAUUUGUGCUGAGAUGCUGUACCUCUUACUGGUACUGUGUGGCUACUACUAUUUGAUCGAUCGCACUUUAAACAUCAACACUACCUACCUGUACUUGUCCUACUACAUCAUGAACAUUUCACUGCUGGCGCUGAUGAACGAAUACGCUUACUUUACCGUACAUAUACGCCGUCUAUUUAUGAUAGUGAAUCGAUUGCUUAAGCAACUACUAUUCACCGAUACUAACCUCAACGAAAUGGUUCUGCUUGAUCAAAAUCGUAAAAGUAAAACACCAACGAUUGCGUAUGAUGAGAUUUUCACUAUUUAUGGUAGAGGUGCACGGAAAGAACUGGAUGCAGGAAAUGUGAAGCGAAAUGGCCCAUCAAAGGUGACGAUGGUUGCUCCCUCAUCGGCCGGUUUUAACAAGCUGUCUGCGCAAACGGUUUAUACUACGUACAUCACACGUCUUAAGAUCGAUCAGCAUUCCAGCAUGGACACGAUAAUGAAAACAAUCAAUCGUUUAUCCGUGCUGCACUUUCAUCUAGCAUUCAAUUCGGGCUCUUGGGCAUUUCGUAUUAUGGCGAUGGCAAAUGGAGCAUGGAUUGCAUUUUACAUCGUGGGAAUUUUGACCGUUAUUAUAGCUACUACGGCGGCACAGAACAGUGGCCGCUUGACCGGCGACAUUGUUCAUCAAAUCAUCAGAAAGCAUCAGAACCAUUUUUCGGUUGAUGUUAUCGAGAAGCUGUCCACAUUGUCUCUGCAGGUGAAGAUGCGCGAUAUGUCAUUUUCGUGCGGUUUGUUUCAAUUUGAUUGGAAUCUCUUUUCUUCGCUUGGUUGCACCGUAUCGGAUAUAAAUCCUCCCGCUAGGACGAUGGCGAUGCUGGAGGGCACCCUGUCCAAAUGGACGAACGUGAUGAAGGGCUGGCAGUAUCGGUGGUUCGUUCUGGAUGAAAACGCCGGAUUGCUGUCGUACUACACCUCAAAAGAAAAAAUGAUGAAAGGCGUCCGGCGUGGUUGCGUUCGGCUAAAGGGCGCCAUCAUCGGCAUAGACGAUCAGGAUGUGAACACAUUUACGAUCACCGUCGAUCACAAGACGUUCCACUUUCAGGCGCGUGAUGCAGAAGAACGCGAAAAAUGGGUUCGUCGCUUAGAGGACUCGAUACUGCGGCAUGCGAACCGAAGCAGAGCACUGUGGGAUCAGCAGUACAAUAACGGCAGCGGUAGCACUAGCGCCCAAAGCAGUGCGAUGGGCUUCACAUCCGGUGGCGGUGGUGGACCGGGCAAUGGUGGCAGUGGAGGGGUCGGUGGUGGUGUCGGCACACCUGGUUCUAGUGUCCGGCGGUCGAACAAUUUGGUACUGUUUGACCGUAAGGUUACGGAGGCGGACGCGUUUCUGCAGCUAAUGAUUGACCAAACAACGAAACUCGAAGCAAGGCUGGAAGCGCUCGGCGACACGGAGGAAGCAACUAACCUCAAAACGAUCAACGAGCAUGUCAACGCAAUGCUGGAUAAUAUAAAACAUUCAAUAGUGCUUCUCCAGAUCGCAAAGAACACCGCUAACCCUAUCAACGGUAUCUAUCAGGGUCCUAUCUCUAGUAAGUCCGAAACGGAAACGGAACCCAGCGAGUCUGGUCUGGCCAUAGGUGUGAUGUCUUCUUCACUACCGACCGACAUCGAGGUUGCGGACGAAUGUCAAGAAGGCGUGCGGCGUGCCAACAUUGCACAUGCUUCUAUCAGCGUGCCGGAAACGUCCUACUCGAGUUCAGAGGGCGAGGACGACUUCUUCGAUGCAAACGAUUCUCCGUUUACCUCUAGUCAAUUAAACACACCGACAAGCAACACUCGAACCCUGUCCGAGCACACUGCCCGCUUGUCGGUGGAGGAACACUAUGCAUCGGCCGAGGACAGUACAAGCAACUCGCUCAAGAAGCAGAACAGCCUGGUCAGCUCCAACACCACGUCCAUAUCAGCCACCGUCCCGCUGGUCGGUGGUGCCGGUAGCGACGGUGUGCCCCGACCCGUACCGCACGAUCCGUUACCACUCGCGUCCGGUGUGCCUCGCAAAUCGUACGACUCGAAAGCUCUUCCGAUCCGGACCGAUGGUAGCCUCGACUACGAUGCCUUAUACGAAGACGAGUCCGACAACGAUCUGUCUAUGGAGUCACACGGUUCGGUCGUGACGCAUCUGCUCUCCCAGGUGAAGAUCGGCAUGGAUCUGACGAAGGUCGUACUGCCGACGUUCAUCCUCGAACGGCGAUCAUUGCUAGAGAUGUACGCCGAUUAUUUCGCCCAUCCGGAUCUGUUUCUACGGAUAGCGGAUCUGAAGGAACCGCGCGAGCGUAUGGUGCAGGUCGUCCGGUGGUACCUGAGCGCGUACCACGCCGGACGGAAGAGUUCCGUCGCGAAGAAACCGUACAAUCCGAUUUUGGGCGAAAUCUUCCAGUGUCAUUGGGACAUUCCGGAGCUGCCAACGGGUGACGAAGCGUCCAACGUGGAGGUGAAAGAUGGACCGAUUCCAUGGUGCCGCAGGGACCAACUAACCUUUAUCGCCGAGCAGGUCUCGCAUCAUCCGCCAAUAUCAGCGUUCUAUGCUGAGCAUUACAACAAGAAGAUCAGCUUUUCUGCGCACGUGUGGACAAAGUCCAAGUUUCUCGGCCUUUCGAUAGGCGUACACAACAUCGGCCAGGGUACGGUGACGUUAUGUGAUCUCAACGAGGAAUAUAUCGUCACUUUUCCAAAUGGCUAUGGACGCUCCAUUCUAACGAUACCGUGGAUUGAACUCGGUGGUACGAUAACCAUCACCUGUCCACAGACGGGUUAUCGGGCGGAUAUAGACUUCAUCACGAAACCUUUUUACGGUGGCAAAAAGAAUCGAAUACAGGGCGAGAUCUAUGGACCGAACGACAAGAAGUCGUUCAUCAGCAUCAGUGGCGAAUGGAGCGGCCUAAUGGAGUACAAAUUCAACGAUGGCAGUAAACCCUCCAAGUUUGAAACGUUUGUCGACGUGAAUAGCAUACCGAUAUACAAGAAGAAGGUACGCCCGGUGGCAGAGCAGGACGAAAACGAGUCGCGUAAAGUUUGGCGCGAAGUAACGGCCGGUUUGAAGAUGAACGACAUCGAAAAGGCAACGAAUGCAAAGUUUCAAGUGGAGCAGAAGCAACGCGAAGAAGCCAAAGAGCGGAAGGAAACGUUCGGUGAAUGGGAAACUAAGUACUUCAAGGGUAUCGGUGAAUCGUGGAUCUACACCACGCCGCUACUGCAUAGGUUAACGCUGGAAAAACGGGAUAGCAAAAGAUAGCAAUCGAACGAACAUAACACCACCAACAAUGGUAGCACUAGCAUGUAA
Molecule: messenger RNA, 3756 nt
Organism: Anopheles maculipalpis
Lineage: Eukaryota; Metazoa; Arthropoda; Insecta; Diptera; Culicidae
Product: oxysterol-binding protein-related protein 9
Exons: 21
Coding region: 1-3708 (1235 amino acids)
Cellular component (GO): membrane; cytosol; intracellular membrane-bounded organelle
Molecular function (GO): sterol binding
Source: RefSeq, a predicted model, not a curated record